Messenger RNA from Dictyostelium discoideum AX4, 2565 nucleotides. RefSeq lists its product as hypothetical. NCBI's taxonomy places the organism in Eukaryota, Evosea, Eumycetozoa, Dictyosteliales, Dictyosteliaceae. The record is from RefSeq and is a predicted model, not a curated record. The transcript is spliced from 2 exons. Bases 1 to 2565 code for a protein of 854 amino acids.
AUGGAAGAUAUUAAUUUUUUAAAAAAUUAUGAUAAAAACGAUUUAAAACAUGCAAUAAAAUCAUUGACAGGUGUUGAGGUUAGUGAUGAUUUCAUAUCUAUAUUACAAAAACAAAUUGCAAGUAAUGGUGAUACAGAGAUUGAUUUUGAUGAGUUUAGGGAAGCAUUUUCACAAAUUACUAAAUCAUUAUAUCCAAAUGGGAUAUUGGGUAAUAGUGAUAAUCAUAGUAAUAAUGGUGUCAUUGAUGGUAAUUGUAGUAUGCUGCAUCAAAAUGGUAAUAAUGGAUGUGAGUCUAAAACCCAAUCGAACCCACCAACACCACAACCAACACCACAAAGAUCUAGAAGUAAUUCAUGUUCAUCAUCAGUUUCACAAUUAUCAGAUUUACCAUCACCACCCAAUUCGCCACGUAAUUCAGAUUCUGAGAAUUCAUUCUCACCAUACUCAUUCUCACCAUUAUCUUCAUCACCACCUAAAUUCAUUUAUGCAUUAUCAACCUCACCUGGUGGUAGUGGUAGUGGUAGUAAUAGUGGUAGUCCACCUAAACCAACCUAUUACUCAACUACGGCCAAUAUAUUUAAUAAACCACCUCCACCAUUAACAUCAUCACCAAGACGACCAAGAUCAUCUUCAGUUAGACAAUCACAACCAAUUGGAAUUACAAAAGAGCCAUUAAAUGAUGAUCAACAUAUAAUGUUAAUGAAUCAUAAUAGUGGAAGUAAUCAUCACCAUCAUCAUCACCACCAUCAUAAUAAUAAUAAUAAUAAUAACAAUUUGGUUGGUAAUAGUACAUUUAAUUCACCAUCAGAUAAAUCAAAAUAUAAACCACAACCAACUCAAAUAAAUAGUCAUAGUCGUAAUAAUAGUCAUCAUAAUUCACAAAAUAGUUUACAUACAAAUCAAUUAUUUAAAUCAUUAUUAAAUAUGGAUGAAAAUUAUUCAGAUACAAAGAAAUCUAGGUCAAAACAUAGUCAUCAAAGAAGGUCACCUAUUGCAUCAAUUGAAAAUUCUGAUAAUGAAGAUAAUGGUAAUAAUAAUAAUAAUAAUCAAUUUCAUAUGGAUAUCGAUUGGUCAAAACAAUUAGAGAAUAAAAAUAAAAAGAAAUUUACAUAUAAAAUUCAAGAUGGAUUAGAUAAUGAAUCAAAUUCAUCAUCAGAAUCUGAAGAUAUAUAUAAUACUUUAAAUUUUAAUUUUAAUAAUAAUAAUAAUAAAAAGCAUAGUAGUAAAAAAAGUAAUAAAAAAAGUAGUAGUAAUAAUAAAAACAAUAAUAAUAAAUUUAAAGAUGAAAUUGAAUGGGCAACAGAAGAAUUUUAUUAUGAUCCAACAUUAGACAAUUCAGAGGAUUUACAUCAAGUUAUAUCAAUUUUAAAGGAGAAGUAUUCAUUAUAUUCAAAUAAAUCUAGUGAACUAGAGAAAAAGGUACAAACUGCAUUGAAAACUAAUAAUCAAUUAGAGGAUGAUUUAGAUGUAAUAAAAAAGGAUUGUAUAACAUUAUCAUUAUCUAAUCAAGCAUUGAAAAAGAAUAAUCAAAUUUUAGAAUCAUCAUUAGAGUAUCAUAAUACAACCAAUGCUCAAAUUAAACAGAGUUGUUUCAAUUUGGAGAAGGAGAAUCAAAUUCUAAAGAAAAGAUUACAACUAUUUGAAGAUCAAAUGGAAAAGAAUCAAUUACUAUUGGAGAACCAAAGAUUGGAGCAGGAAUUACGUGAUUCCAAAUUCAAUUCAGAGAUUGAAUUAUUGUCAACACAAUAUUCUAAAACUAUUCAAUCGAUUAAAUCAGAGUAUCAGAAAGAGUUUGAAUUGGAAUAUAAGAAAAAUAAAGAUUUAUUAACAAAGAAUGAAUUGAAAUCAAUGGAGAUUCAAUUGGAGAAUCAACAAUUACGUCAACUACUAUUGGAAUCCAAUAAGAAUUUAGAACAUCUUGAAAAACUUUAUGAUGAAAAGAUUAAAGAAUAUCAAUCUCAUCAAGAGGAAUCUCAAAGUCAAACAAUCUCUCAAGAAAUCCUAUCAACUGAAAAUCAAAAAUUAAAGAAACAACUUAAAAAGAGUGAAUUACAAAAGAUUCUUGAAUUGAAAAAUGAAAUUAAACGUACGAAAAAAGAACAUCUUCAUUAUAAAUCAUUAUUACUUCAAGAUAUAUGUAUUAUGUCUUAUUUAGUUUUUUGUUUCUUUUUUGAAGAUUCACCAGAUUCUUCUUUUGGAGUUGUUGGUGCAGUUGCAGUUGUAGAAUUUGUUGAUUCUUUUGAUUCUUUUGAUUCUUUUGAUGUUGUAGUGGUUGUAGUUGAAGAUGUUGAUACAGCUAAAGCAGCAGCAUUGGUUGCAGCAGCAGCUUCAUCAAUUUCUUGUGGUGGUAUAUUUUCAGCGAAAUAUUCAGGUUUUCUAAUGUUAAUACCAUAUUCUCUUAAUGCUAAUGAAAGAUCAUCUGUUGUUAAUACUAAUGCUUUAUCUUUUCUAGUUUUCUCUCUUGAUGUACCUUGUAAUCUAAUCUUACAAAAUUGUAAACUAUCACUUGUUACAUCUGAUAUAAACUUUUGUGUUGCUAAUGAUAUUAAUCUUUUUAUUCUUUGA